Molecule: messenger RNA, 579 nt
Organism: Octopus sinensis (East Asian common octopus)
Lineage: Eukaryota; Metazoa; Mollusca; Cephalopoda; Octopoda; Octopodidae
Product: F-box only protein 42
Exons: 3
Coding region: 1-579 (192 amino acids)
Molecular function (GO): protein binding
Source: RefSeq, a predicted model, not a curated record
AUGUCGGCACCAGCCGCUGUGAUGGAAGACGAAGAUGAUGGCCACCACAUCGAGAAUUGUUGCAAGAAACCGGACGACGGAGAGGAAGGAGGAAGAGCAGAGACAACAAAUGGCGAAAGCGGCAAGGAUGAGGAUUACUGUGAUGGUCAAAAGGAACCAGUUUCUCUCACCCACCUCCCAGAAGAACUCAUAGAGUAUAUUUUCUUCUUUCUGUCUCCCUACCGCGAUCUACAAUCUGCCAAGUUGGUCUGCAGACAAUGGUACCGUCUUGCCUUAGGUGUCAUCUAUCAGCGUGAACAGAACUUCCACGAUGCUAUAGCAAGUACUGAAGUGUUGUGGACGAAAUUGUUACCAGGGGAUGGCCCCACAAUCACAGACCGCUAUUCUCAUUGUGCCUGCUACUAUGACAAGUCAUUGUACGUUUUUGGGGGUUGCACUUCGACCAACACCACCUUUAAUGAUCUGUGGGGUUUUGAUUUAGCUAGCCGACAGUGGGUGCGACCCCUGGCCAUGGAAAGUGCGUGCCGAUUUUUUAAAGGAAAGAAAAAGGUCAGUAAAUACAUGACAUUACAUUUUUAA